GUCCAGGAUUAACGCGGGGAGAACAGGAUGCAUGUUUGGGUCUCUCUCUGCUUCUACUCGCAGUGCGUGUUCUGAAGGCUGUGAAGCACUUCUCCCAGAGGACAGAAGCAGAACGUCACAUGGAGUAAACUUUGGGAUUGUCUUGUUUGGAGAACAGAGGAAACUGGCUUCCAAACAGCUGGAGUGAUGAGAAAGGAGGCUGUCCUUUGGAUGUUUGGUCUUUUAAAGUAGAGGAAUAUUUCUUCCUUUUAAAAGCACUUUUCGCGUUUUUUUUAACAUCCAACUUCACCAAACAGUAUAUGUGAAGUUGACACGUUUUUGGGGAACCAGUAUUUUUAUUGGAUUUGGUAAGAAUCGCCAGGAGAGACUUAAAUUAAUAUUUAAAAGGUUAUGCAAUGAAAGAUUGAAAGGAUCUGUGACACUGGGGACCUGAGUUAUGAAAUAUGUAUUUGGAUUUGCCAAAUGUCUCUGACCCUGUGACCUACUAACGUAGCCUACAUAUUUCCUCUCUCAAAUAUUUAAACAAUCUUGCUAAAAAACUGAUCUUUUUAUUAUGAUUAUUUUUUAUUAUUUAAUGGAGUUAUAUAAUUUCAACACCUCCUUUGUUUUAGUGUAUCACACUUUUUCUUACUGCUAGAUAACAUCUCUUGGUGUUCUUUUUCACUCUCGCCUCCCCACAUGACGAGCACCAGCUGACACGGUUAUAAUUUCUCCAUUUAUUAUCAAGCCAGUAAAAAGAACAAAGCUCCCCACCCCGCUAUGCUUGUGUGGUGGUGUGGUAUUUGCUAUUUGUUUGUUUAACAGGGCGUAGGGGCUGCUACAGUAGUCUCUCCCUCUUUUUACCCCUUUCUUUCUAAUUCUUUUUUAAAAAAGUUCAUUACCAUCACCAGAGGCGCGUCGUAGGGGUUAAUUUAGCGCCGAAUUGGGGCGCGUCAGGGCGCACACAGUGGACUAGUUGUGUCGAUCACUCCCGCAGAGGCGAUGCCCUUUUGUGGAGAGGUCUCUUGUCACACAGAGGACAGACGGCAUUCACAAUCGAGACACAGGGACACAAAGAGAAGAACUGCAUUUUAAAAGGCUCCAUUCUUUCCCCGCAACCGCUGGGUGUUGACUGUGGGUGUUUGAGAGGAUCUUUGUUGCCCGGAGAAAAGUAGAGAAGAAGAAUACGCGCCGUGAACGGGCUGGGGGAAUUUUUAUGGACAGGGUUACUACAGUGCAGCCGAUGCUGUCAUCCACUCCACCUAUGCUUCCCGGAGUCUUGUUUUGGAUGAGAAGCUGAACUUUUACGCGUUGUUUUUACGCACUGAUUGUAGACAGUGUCAUGGUGAACUUUCUGUCCCCGGUACCUGCGGGGGAGCGCUUUGAGCCGGACCAGUAGCUUCAAGGAGAAGUAAUUUUUGUGGAUAUAUAACGAAAGGAUGCCAGUUGAUAAAUUCGCAAACAUGGAGGAAAAACUGUGGAUAUUGGAGGACCUUAAUAUGAUGUACAUCCGUCAGAUUGCCCUCAGUUUACAGGACAGUGACAUCCAGAAAAAGAUUGAUCAUGAGAUCCGAAUGCGCGACGGGGCCUGCAAGCUGCUGGCCGCCUGCUCCCAGAAAGACCAGGCGUUGGAGGCGGCGAAGAGCCUGCAGACGUGCAGCACUCGCAUCAUGGCCUACAUGUCGGAGCUGCAGAGGAUGAAGGAGGCGCAGGUCAUGCAGAAGGUCACGAGGAGGUCGUCGGACGCAGGGCCAAUGGACGACAGGCUACCAUGCAAAGGAAAAGUGGCCAUAUCAGAUCUUCGGAUCCCUCUCAUGUGGAAAGACACAGAGUACUUCAAGAACAAAGGAGAGCUUCACCGGUGUGCAGUGUUCUGCCUGCUGCAGCUGGGUGGAGAGAUCUUCGACACAGACAUGGUGAUAGUGGACCGGACACUCACCGAUAUUUGCUUUGACAACACCAUCGUAUUUAAUGAGGCGAGCCCAGGUUUUGAGCUGCGGGUGGAGCUGUAUAGCUGCUGCUCGGAGGACGACUACUCAGCAGGGAGCACGCCAAGGAAACUAGCCAGUAAACUGAGCUCGUCACUGGGGCGAUCAGCUGGGAAGAAGCUCCGGGCAGCCAUGGAGCCCGGGCCCUGUAGUCCUGUAAGCAAUGGAGGGGCAUCUCCUCUUCUGCUGCCAGUUCCCUCAGUGCCGGGCCCCAAGUACCACCUCUUAGCUCAUACCACCCUGUCACUGUCACACGUCCAGGACAGCUUUCGCACACAUGACCUCACCAUCUCAGGCAACGAAGAGUGUUCGUAUUGGCUGCCACUCUAUGGCAGUAUGUGUUGCCGCCUCGCAGCUCAGCCUCACUGUAUGACCCAACAGAUGAUGAGUGGAUGUUUAAAGGUUAAGCAGUUGGGAAGUGACCCUCAGAGUUGGACAAAAGUGUACGCCGUUCUAAAAGGAACAAGCCUUUUCUGCUACCACCGGCAAGAAGAUGUGGAGGCUAACGUUGAGCCAGCUUUCACCAUUGCCAUCAACAAGGAGACCAGAAUACGUGCGUCAGAGAAAGACCCUCAAAGUAAAGUUCAGAAUAUCUGUAUCAGUAACCAGUACGGCGGCGAGGAGGUCACGCACACACUGACAACAGACAGCCGUGAGGACACACACCGGUGGAUGGAGGCCUUUUGGCAGCAUUUCUAUGACAUGAGUCAAUGGAAACAGUGCUGUGAUGACUUAAUGAAAAUUGAACUGCCAUCGCCAAGAAAACCAGCUCCUGUCACACCAAAACAGGGUUCACUCUAUCACGAAAUGGUUAUUGAGUCAUCUGAUGACCUCAGCAGCACUGUGUCAGACAUCCUGGCUCGGAGGAUGCAGGAGCUGGAGCUCCGCAGCCAGCUGGGCACCUCCCCCACCUGGAUGUCUGUGUUUGAGGAGAACAACCCCAAAAGCGCUGGCCGCCCCCGUCCCUGUACUUCUCGCCUUUCUGGCCACAGCCCCUUCACCCCUCACCGACUGCCCCGGAGCCCUGUGAGCCCUCACCGCUGCCCACAGCUUAGUCUGCUGUCCUCAGAUGCAAGCCUGACCUCAGACAGCGACAGCCACUGCAGCACCAGUCCCUGCUCUCACCGCUACGGCUGGCCUGAGCCUUCUUCUAACUUCUCUCUCUUGUCAUCGUCCCCCUCCCGUCUGAGGCCACGCACUCUGUCACUGGAUGCUAAGCUCAGCACCCUUCGAGGGAGGGGGUACGGAGGACCUGGGGCCCUCCAGUGCCCCUGCCAGCCUCCUUCCUCCUCGCUGCUCGCCCCGCUCCCCAUCUCCUCCCGUUCACCUCGGUCACAGCGCAGCACACAGACCACACUCUCCUGCUCCAGCUCCACUUCCAGCAACAGCUCAAGCAACAGCGAGGGCAGCCACAGCCCCGAGUCAUCUGAGGGAGCCCCCUUCUCAAGGCCCUCCCCGGCUCGACGCAGCCUCAGGAAUCUCAGGGCAAGACUUGAUCCUCGCAACUGGCUCCAAAGCCAGGUGUGAGCGUGCUUGCCUGACAUGUAUGUAUCGCUGGCCUCAAAGCAGGAAUGCUUUAAACAGUGGUUUGACUGGCUUAACAUAUGUGAACCCACCUCAGGCAGUGUGCAAUCACCACAAUCUCUGAGGAAGAUAAGCUGCCUCUAACCUGCGUCCUGAUGGAGGGCAGAUGAUUGAAGAACCUCCUGGGGUAAACUGGAAUGUCUUCUAACACAAAGGACUGGUGACAAUCACUGCAGGCGACUCUGCACUUUGCUGGGUUGCAACAUUUUGUAGAUGGUCCAAAACUAAAUGGGAGGUACUCUGCUUGCUUGGAGAAAUGCCUAUGGUCAUGCUGCUUGGGAGAUAGUGAUGCUAAUGACUGGAUAAACGCACCACACUGGGACUACUGUCUGUCCUUCGUGUCUAAUUCUGACACUAUAAAAGGUUUUGUUCUGUCCUUUCCUCAUCAGCCUUUCUGGCCACUCAAACACUCAAAAUCAUCUCUAUUAAUGCACUAGCAGUAUUUUGACUGGAUGUUUCCGAUCUGUAUUUUAUAAAUAAAGGUUUGUGGUGUUUAUGCUAUGAAAGCCGGUGAGCAUGUGGCAAGAUGAACAUGCAAGAUGAACAUAUGGUAUAAUCAUUCAAGAGUUUUCAAAUGUUAGAAACUGUUAAGUGUGGAGGGAAGUGUUGGUGUCUGUAGUCUGUACUGUGAUAUCUACUUCAGUGUACGCAUCUAAUUAUUCAUACAACAGACCUGAUCUUUGUGGGUCUCCCAAAAUUACUAUGCACCGUUUUGUUUUUUGCAUGAUUUGACUUACAGUUAAAAUGUUGAACUACUUGAGAUCAUUUCAGCAAUGAAUCUGGUGAAAGCUUAACUUUAUGCAAGUGCUCCUACAUACUGUACUGGUUAUUACUGUGAUCUUUUCAGGGUAAAAAUCUGUGCUCUGGUCUUAACACGUUUCAAACAUUUAUCUUCACACUACUGACAGGCUGUCAUCAGAAGUAGGUUUUAGUAGAUCCUUAGAACAAACCCUAGAAUAAGCUGAAAUUAACCAAAGCUUAAGUAUUAUUUAAAACCCAAUUCUUAUAAUUCUGCUACACUCUAGGAUUGUGGAAAUUAAUUAAGAAUUGUGGUUCCUGGUUAUAGGAUUUCCAACAAAAUGUGAAACAUCCACCAAUGAAAUAUCAUGCAACACAGAAACCUUUCUUAGAAAUUAAUUUAUGAUGGCUAUAUUUAAGGAAACUUUCUAGCCCCUGGCCCCCAUUAGUUCAUGAUAGUAAGAAAAAUAAUAAAAUGGUUUGUUUACGCGGCCAUUUGUGUAUUUAAUGAUGUAACUUAUGUACGAAAACAAUCAUCUGUCUCAAGGCUUCCAUGUGAAAACAAAUCUUAUAGAAGAGUCUGUGUCAGUCAGUGCAGUAAAACCUGUUUGGA
Molecule: messenger RNA, 4902 nt
Organism: Centropristis striata (black sea bass)
Lineage: Eukaryota; Metazoa; Chordata; Actinopteri; Perciformes; Serranidae
Gene: rtkna
Product: rhotekin a
Exons: 11
Coding region: 1419-3494 (691 amino acids)
Biological process (GO): signal transduction; mitotic cytokinesis; septin ring organization
Cellular component (GO): actomyosin contractile ring
Source: RefSeq, a predicted model, not a curated record